GAAGUAUUCAAAUGCAUGGAUUCUGAAAGCGUUUACUGGAAUUGUGCAUAUUAAGACUGAAGUCUUGGGACUUUGAAGUGAAAUCUUUACUUUUAUACUUUAAUCUGCAUAUGAUAGAUAGAUCCUGUGCUCCGGGUUAUCAUGACGUUUGAGCACUCUCUAAUUAACCACCAUGCAGAAAGUCAUAAAUAUGUUUACAACUAAAUCAAAAAAUCCUGAUCAUCAUAGGGAAAAUGAUGCUGCACGUCGUGCUCACUUAAUAAUGAAUGAGAAGCCAGCAGAAAUCAACGAAAGUAAUACAAAAGAUCAUACCUCUAAACUGCCUGCAGAGCUGAUGAUAUACAUGGCUGAAACACUGAUAGAGGUAGACAGCAAUUAUCUUGUCCGAUUUUCUCAACUAAAUCGACGGUGGAGAAGAACACUGUUUGAAACAUCGUCACUUUUUGAAAAGUGCAUAGUUGCAUACGAUUUGAAAACGACGUUUAAAAGUAUAAGGAAAAUCAAAUGGUUUAUGCAGUUUAAUCUUAAACACAUCAAAUUUGUACAUUUCAGCGAUUUGUCAAUGUAUGGUCCACCCGAACAAGAUGAUCCCAAUAGAGUUUUACAAUUGCUUGAAGGUCACUAUGAUGAAGUUAGUAUGGAAUCAAUAGAAAUCACAACAACUUUAGGGACAUACCCGAGGAAAUACAUCUGUUACAGAAUUGCAGAAAUAAUUGAACAUUUUAAUAUCACCUCAAUUCGUAAUUUGAUUAUCAACGCAAGUUUUUGCUAUUAUGAUUUAGGUGAUUUGCCACGAUUUUCAUUAAGGAAAUUUGUGAACAAAGACAUCGAGAAGCUCACAUGUAUCGGGAGAUUCAUGGGAGAAAGGAAUGAGGAAAUUUUUUACAUAUUUCCUCAGGUUAGGUCAGUUAUUAUCAAUGGGUCUGUAGUAUCAAUGGGAACGAUUGAACGUAUGUUUCCGAACUUAAAAUAUUAUGAACUUAAUAAUGUUAUAUUGAGGUCGCCUCCAACUCCACGUCCCAGCAAUCCCUAUGAACGUAUCGGUGUAUCAAAGGUGACGCCUGAAUUUCUGGUUUAUAUUGCUGAGCAUCUCUCACGCGUUGAUAAUGAAACUCUAUAUAAUCUUACACAAGUUUGUUCACUAUGGAGAAAUACGCUUCUUAGGGAACCACAGAUUUUCAAUCGAUGUACGGUCACUUUCAAACAUAAAAAACAGUAUAAAACACUUAGAAAAAUUGCGUGGUUCAGAAAGCUUGGUCUUAGACACUUGAAGUUCAUAUAUGUCAGUGAUUUAGAUCUUCAAACGUUCCAUUCUUAUGGUGACCCACAAGAAAGUCUAGAAAUACUUGGACGUAGCGACUUUGAGGGGAUUUCACUAGAUUCAGUGGAAAUUUACUUACCGUUAUGUCCAAGGAAGUGGAUUUUUGAUAGAAUAUAUGAAGUACUGGAUUAUUUCAAUAUAAACACAAUUCGUCAUUUGAUAAUAAACGUAGAAGAAUGUUAUACCAUGCAAAGCAAACAAAUUGAACUGCCAUUUGCACGAUUUCAGAACAAAUGCUUAGAAAAUCUCACAAUUAAAGCUCUAUUGCGAGUAGAUAGCUAUACUAGUACAGACUUUGACCUACGCCAGGCACGAAGUCUGCUUAUAGAGAAUAAUGUUCCUAUCGUGCAUUAUUUAGUUCCAACAACGAAACAAACGGAGGGAAAUACAGCUGAUCAGGGGAAGGAUGAUGCUUGAAACAAUCUUAAAACUGUAUAACAUGGCUCCUACUUUUCUUUUGAAUAGAAUCAAAUCUAGUAUCAGACAAAGCACUAUUUUUGCUUAGAAGCUGUAUUCAUACAUUCUAUCUAUGUAGUUAGUUUAUGUGCUUUAAAUGGAUUAUACUUUAGUUGAGGAAGACUAAUCAUCUUGAUAACUACAACUAUGCACAUUGUUAUCGACGAGGCGGUAUUUACAACACUGAAUCUUUGGUGAGGUGAAUUACUUCCUUCAGAAAUAUAGCGUCGAAACCGUAAAAUUGAUUUUCUCACCAGUUUCAUCAGCGUUGGUUAAUUUCAUUGCGUAGUUUUGAGAAGUGGUAUUAUAUAUACCUU
Messenger RNA from Wallemia mellicola CBS 633.66, 2094 nucleotides. RefSeq lists its product as hypothetical. The transcript has 3 exons. The record is from RefSeq and is a predicted model, not a curated record. Bases 173 to 1738 code for a protein of 521 amino acids. Lineage: Eukaryota; Fungi; Basidiomycota; Wallemiomycetes; Wallemiales; Wallemiaceae. Gene Ontology annotation, molecular function: protein binding.